Messenger RNA from Tricharina praecox, 3505 nucleotides. Its product is annotated as Lon protease C-terminal proteolytic domain-containing protein. Bases 277 to 3249 code for a protein of 990 amino acids. Gene Ontology annotation, molecular function: ATP binding; ATP-dependent peptidase activity; serine-type endopeptidase activity. Lineage: Eukaryota; Fungi; Ascomycota; Pezizomycetes; Pezizales; Pyronemataceae. The record is from RefSeq and is a predicted model, not a curated record. Gene Ontology annotation, cellular component: peroxisomal matrix. The transcript has 9 exons. Gene Ontology annotation, biological process: protein processing; protein targeting to peroxisome; protein catabolic process.
CCUUGGGUUCACUAGGUAUACCUAGUAUUUACAUCGUGCACUUCCGACUCUGGAAAUCCUGCGAGCACAGCUUCUGCCUAUUUGCUACUAUUCCUAUCACGAACCUGCAGAAUUCCUGAAGGAAUGAUGAAAUAUAGCUGCUGAAACCGUUCAAUUGUUCCUCGGAUUUCUAGGCGAUUCUCGAAAUAACACGUGAACUGCCACGUCUCCCAAACAGGUUAAAGAGCAGCGACAAAUCAGGGGAAGUGGCGGCCGUCGAUCGCUGCGUGCACUUCUAUGUGCUCUACCGAGGUCCCGACAACGCUUAUGAUAGCUCCCCGACCUCAGCACCCCAAAACCUCCAUAACAGCAAUCUGUCACACGAACAUCAACUAUUACUCUGCAUUGUCCAUCGCAAAACAGCUUCACUACCUCAUCACUCAGUUCCGCAUCUCAUCUAGAAUGGUCAACAUCAUCAAGCCCAGUACACUUCCACUCAUUGCACUCCCUUACGGCACCGUUCUUCUGCCCGGUGUAGUCCUCCGGAUCUUCGUCUCGGACCGACGCGACAUCACCGCGCUCCUCAACAAACUCUCAAACAACUCUUCGACGCUCGAUGCCUCGAACGUAGCAAUUGGGUGUAUUCCCCUACGGCCGCCGACCGAAGACGCGACGCGCGUGAUCCACGAAGAGGGCGAUGAAUACGAGAAGGAUUCUUCGUCGCGGGGCACCCACUCCACUAAAUCGUUUCAGGCAGCAGUGCUAAACAUCGAUCCGUCCUCGGUUACCGUCGACGAGCUGUGGACGCAUGGUACUGUCGCGCGGAUCGUCGGGUUAGAGGGGAGCUCGACGGAGUCUACGGUCGGAGAUGUUGCUACGGCCGAGAGCGGCAUGGCGGUGGUGGUGGAGGGUGUUAGUCGAUUUGCUGUGAAGCAGUGUCGGCAAAGAACGCCGUGGAUCGAAGCCGAUGUUGAGCACUUUGUCGAUGACGCCAUCGCGCCGAACGACGAGGGAACCAUGGAGUUGUUCUUGCAGCUCAAGUCGCUGUCGAGGGAGCUGAUCUCGCUGCUGAGAUCGAAUAAUUCUCGAGGUGCCGGUUUGCCACCGAUGGUUGCGCGGCGGCUUGAGGUGCUCAUCGCCAAGAAGGACGCGAAUGAUGCAGGCUCGUUGGCGGAUUUCAUGAUAUCCGCUGUUGAAACAUCGUUUCCCGAACGGUUGGACUUUUUGUCGGCGGUCACCGUGCCGAAAAGACUCGAGAAGGCAGUCGCUAUUUUGACGAGACAGGUCGAUCUCAUCAAAGCCGCGAAUAACAGGAGGAAUAGCACUAAUACCCAAAUCCCGUUGCCGCACUUGAUUGUGGUGGAUGGUCGGAGGACCAAUACAGGCACCAGAGCAAGGGGAAGACGUGGGAUUGCUUCUGGUGUGGGUGGAAGUGGUGACGAAGAAGAUGCGGAGGAAGACAACGAGAUGGAAGAAUUGGCGAAAACGUUGAAGGAUGCAGGGUUGAGUCCUGAAGCGGAGAAGGUAGCGAAAAGAGAGAUGCUGCGUUUGAAGAGGAUGAGUCCUGUACAGGCAGAGUACGGUGUUUGUAGGACGUAUCUUGAAACACUCGCCGAGAUACCGUGGACGAAAAUGACGGAGGACAAUCUCGACAAUACUACGCUUGCGCGAGCCCGGAAGCAACUCGACGACGACCACUACGGCUUGGAGAAAAUCAAGAAGCGUCUUCUCGAAUACCUCGCAGUUCUUCGGCUCAAGCACCAACUCGAACUCGAGCGCGAGCUGGCCAUACCGAAGGCUGAGCCCGAGACUGGCGGCAAGGAACUGGUGAAAGCUAGUGAUGUGAAACAAGGGAAAGCGUUCGAGCUUCCUCCAUCCAAUCCAACCAAGCAACGGAUCAUCGAUAAGUCACCCAUCUUGCUGCUCGUCGGGCCUCCGGGUACGGGAAAGACAAGUUUGGCGAAGAGUGUUGCUGCCGCAUUAGGUCGGAAGUUUCACCGUAUCUCGCUUGGAGGUGUGCGUGAUGAGGCGGAAAUUAGAGGCCAUCGGCGCACCUAUGUGGCAGCAAUGCCCGGUGUGAUCGUCAAUGCGCUCAAGAAGGUUGGAGUGUCUAAUCCGGUCAUCCUUCUCGACGAAAUCGACAAAGUUGGCGGGGCCAAUUUCCAUGGCGAUCCAAGCGCAGCUAUGCUUGAAGUGCUCGACCCGGAACAGAACUGGAGUUUCACCGAUCACUACAUCAAUAUCCCCAUCGAUCUGUCUAAAGUGCUAUUUAUCGCUACAGCGAACUCACUUGACACAAUCCCGCCGCCGCUGCUGGAUCGUAUGGAGACGAUUCAGCUGAGCGGUUACACGUCUGUUGAGAAGAAACACAUCGCAUCACAAUACUUGAUCCCCAAGCAGCUGAAAUCGAACGGCUUGAGCCCUGAUCUAGUAGAACUGCCUGACGAGGUGCUCCUCAAGAUCAUCACCUCUUACACUCGGGAAUCCGGUGUCCGGAAUCUGGAGAGGGAGGUCGGCAGCGUUUGUCGCGCGAAGGCUGUCGAGUUUUCGGAGGCAAAAGACCUCAAUGACCUAGCGUCAUACAAGCGUAGAGUCGAGCUUUCGGACCUGGAGAACAUACUCGGGAUAGAAAGGUAUGAUCACGAGAUCGCGGAGCGUGGUAAUAAGCCAGGCGUUGUCACCGGGCUUGUAGCGUACAGCAUCGGAGGCACAGGCGCCAUACUAUUCAUCGAAAGCUCGUUUAUGCCGGGCACGGGGAAGUUGCAGCUGACAGGGAAACUUGGCGAUGUUAUCAAGGAAAGCGUUGAAGUCGCCUUGACGUGGGUGCGAGCCCAUGCCUACGUCCUCGGUCUAACACACCAUCCGGAUGAGGAUCUCAUGAAGAACAAAAAUCUACAUGUGCACUGUCCCGCCGGUGCAGUCCCGAAAGAUGGCCCAAGCGCUGGAAUGGCGUUCACGGUUGGGUUGAUCUCCCUUUUCGCUGAGCGACGGGUUCCGCCGACGCUUGCCAUGACUGGUGAAAUGUCCCUUCGUGGUAAAGUAACUGCCGUCGGCGGUAUUAAGGAGAAACUCAUUGGCGCACUCUCGGCUGGCAUCAAAACGGUCCUCUUACCCGCCACCAACCGGAAGGAUGUCAAGGAGUUGCCGCAGGAGGUCAAGGAUGGAAUGGAGAUCCUCUACGUUAGAAACAUCUGGGAGGCACUCAAGUAUGUCUGGCCCGAAUGGACGGUGGGAGAUGAAAACGUGUCGAUGCUGGAAAGCAGGCUUUAGACACGGAGAGAAAGGUUUUGAUUCCAACGAAUCCUGGUAGUUUCGGGUUGUGAUUAUGCACGGACGAAUGGUAGAGAGUAUUCGGGCGGGCGGGCGAAGUUGGUUCUGCUGCAGGGUUUUUUUUCUUCAUGAUUGCGCUUAUUCUUAUUCGCUUUAUCUACCCAUUCAACGUGUGUCUCGCUGCAUUUUGGUUUUUAUUUUCCGCCAUAGUACCAUACGAUUUCAAUUUCACACGUACCCGUUCUGGAAACCACAA